AUGCCAAACACGGUCAACGACACACCGAGCCCGCGGGCCGCUCCCGACCUUGUAGCCGGACAGCUGAUGGCCGGUGUCGCCAGAGCACAAACCGAUGACGUUAUGCGAGACAUGAUGCUCGCUGCCACCGACGCGUCGGCCGUGGCGGCGCAUGGGUUGACCGAGACGGGCGUCGGCGUGGUGUCGGAGAACUCGGCACAUGAUGCGUGCCCAACCCAUUGUGCGCUGGGGUCGGGCACCGUCAGCGUUCAGGGUUCUGUUUGUAUCGGCUUCGGGUUCAAUGAUGGAGGGCACAAUGCCGCCUUCUUUGGCAAUCUUGAAAAUAGCAUCAUGGGACUCGGAAGCGCCGAUAAAGGACAAAGCCUUGGUUCACCCGGAGUGUUGGCCGAGCAGUUGCCGGCGCCUAAAGUCCAAACUAAGUGA
Sporothrix brasiliensis 5110 is the source of this 423-nucleotide messenger RNA. RefSeq lists its product as uncharacterized. Lineage: Eukaryota; Fungi; Ascomycota; Sordariomycetes; Ophiostomatales; Ophiostomataceae. The record is from RefSeq and is a predicted model, not a curated record. The transcript is spliced from 2 exons. The coding region runs from base 1 to 423 and encodes 140 amino acids.